This is a messenger RNA of Mytilus californianus (California mussel), 10515 nucleotides long. RefSeq lists its product as uncharacterized. The record is from RefSeq and is a predicted model, not a curated record. Lineage: Eukaryota; Metazoa; Mollusca; Bivalvia; Mytilida; Mytilidae. Bases 251 to 2236 code for a protein of 661 amino acids. Gene Ontology annotation, molecular function: magnesium ion binding; thiamine triphosphate phosphatase activity. Gene Ontology annotation, biological process: dephosphorylation; thiamine diphosphate metabolic process. The transcript is spliced from 6 exons.
UUGAAUACACACAUGUUAAUUUGACAACUCAACAUCAGAAACUGACGAUUUCCACAUUUUGCAUUGUUGCACAUUCUAAAUCGAUAACAGCAGGUAGCUGCCGUUGUGACAGACUCAAAAAAUUAACUGUUUGGUGAAAAUAUGCAGUAAAUAGACAGAUAUUUUGCCUGAAAAGAUCUAAGCAUUUGAAAGAAUUGCAUGAAUUUGUAUCCAGUUGUGUUGAACAAUUAUAAAUCUUUCAGGUUUUGCAAUGGCAGCAAAAGGUACAGAGCUGUCAUUAGAUGUAAAGGGAGAAGAUUAUAUUGAUAGAGUGGAAACAAAAAUAGAGAGUCCAAAAGCAGAAGUUAUCACACCAAAUUCAGAUAAAAUGUUCUCCCUGUCUAUGGAUAAUGAUGAAGGUUCCUCAGUUGACGGACCAUUAGAAAAUGGCCACAGGGCCUGUGAUGACAAUGAACUAAAAGAUGAGUCGUGGAUUGACCAUUGUGAAACAAAAAUCAUUGCUGAUGACCAUCUGAAAUGUUUGAAAGAAAUUCUUACAAGUUCUGUUGCAAGGACAAUAAAAAAUGACAAGAUUGAUGAUGAAAGCAAGGAUAUGUUUGAUUCUAAAAAGAGCAAAGGAGUAGGAAGUUAUGAAAUUACUAGUGCAACUUCUUUCUUUUUGUUCAAUACUAAGAAUUCCAAAAAAUCAACUGAAAAAAGAGAUGUGAAUACCAGUCCUGUCAAAGUCAAGGAAAAACAAGUGUCAAUGUUGUAUCAAAUGGGAGUUGAAGCCAUUGGUAAACCAUUAGAACCAAAAAAUCAUGAAGAAUAUCCCCUACAGCUGGCAGACGAUGAUAGUUCUUUACGGAAUGCUGCACUGGCAACUGAAGACUCACGGUCAGCAAUUGCAAAGGCAGGAUGGGCUUCAAUUAGACAGGAAUCAGGAGAGUUAGAAAAUUAUCUACUUGAAGAAGAUGAUGAUGAAAAUGUCAUCAUACAUCUUGGGUCAGAGUUCGAUCAAGAUACAAUAGAUAAUGGCAAAAAUGAAGUUAUGGCCACAGUUGAUUUCAAAGACCAGUAUAAAGGGACAAGACAGACAUGUCCAUCAUCUACAACUGUUCUUCCUGGAGGAAGAAAGUUAGAUAAAAAGAAUUUUGCAGAAGAAGAAGAUACAAGAUUAAAUGAUUCAGAAGAAAAUAAAACUUACACAUCAGAUAAAUUGUCCCAGCUAGAAAAUGUAUUAAGUAACAUGAGCCAGGAAGAUUCACUUCAAAUGGUGAAACAAGAACAGCGAGCCAGUUCAGUGGAAAAACAUGCAUAUAAAACACAAGUAUCUGCUGAAAGUAAAAAUUUGAACAUGAAAAACUCAGACCUUGAAAAUAUUGCUACAGAAGAUAAAACUUUCCAAGCAAAAGACAAUAGAAUUCAUACUGUAGAAUUUGGAAAAUCAGUUCAAAUAUGUCCAAGUCAAGUUUUAAGUAAGGAGGUUCAAAUAUGUCCAAGUCAAGUUUUAAGUCAGGACGUUCAAACAAAUAUAGGGGAAAUUUGUGAAUCACAGUCCCAAGAACAUUUAACUGAUGAGAAAAUUACCAGACAACAGACAGAACAGUUAAAUUUAUCUCCAUCCAUUGCAACAAAUGCUCAAGAUCAUUCUAAACAGUUUGAAAGUUUACAAGACACUAAAGUAUCAAAUAAAAAGGAUUCAAUGCCACAGAUGAAACAAAUAGAAGUAGAGAGAAAGUUUAGAAUAUUUAGUGACUGCAGACAGAAGUUAAUGGACAUGGGUGCCGUGAUGGCAAAAGAGAAUAAAUUUUCUGAUAAAUAUUUUGAUGAUAUUAGGUAUAAAAUGACCCUUUCAGACAGUUGGCUAAGACAAAGAAAUGGUAGAUGGGAAUUCAAGAUUCCUCCACGUCAUAUGAGUAAGAAAGAUUCUUCACCCCAACUUUUAGAAAUUACAUCAGAAACAGAAAUAAUGAAGCACUUAUGUAAGUUAUAUAAUUAUAGCAAGUCUGUUGAGGAUAUAACAUUGGACCAGUUGAUGAAUGAACUAAGUCUAGAUAUUUUUGCUACAUUUACAACAAUCAGGCAGACAUACUAUCUACCCAACUGUACUGUAGAACUAGACAUAGCUGAUUUUGGAUUUGAAGUUGGUGAAAUUGAAGUUGUGGUUAGUGAUGAGUCCAGAAUUACAGAUGCUCUCAACAUCAUUGAUGAAGUAGCCAAAAAAUUAGAGUUGAAACCAUUUAAACUGAUGUAAAGUUACAGGUGUUCUCUCAAAGGACAGAUUCCCAGGAAAGUAGAUACCUUUCUGCAGUCUAUCCCUGAACAUUUUAACACCUUGAAAAAUGCUAGAAUAUUUUUACUGUCUGCUUACUUUUCAAUGAUAUGUUGUAUAAAUUAUUCUACCUGUCAUGGAAAAAACUUGCCUUGUAUAUCUAUAUGGAUGUUACAUGUCUUAAAAGUGCUGUGGAUUUUCUAGGGUACUAAUUAUCAUGGAUUCUGGGAAUUUAUAUUGUUGUGGAAACUUAAUUAUAAAGUUUCACACAAGUUAACAGACUAUUAAGUAAUUUGUAUUUUGUUGAAUAUUUAAAUUUGUGGUUCACCUGAAUCGACAAAAUCCACAGUAUCUGCUUAUAUUGUACUGUUGCUUAUGAAAUCUAUGUGUUGCCACUGUUACAGAUGAUAAUAAUGUUGAGUUUAUUGCAUUUGUUCAUGAUGUUUUGUAUUUGUCCUUGCUUUGAUUGGAAUGUUUUUCCUAUGUACUUACAAUGACCAGUGAUGUGUUUUUUCCUGGUUUUACAAAUACCGGUGUAUUGCAUGUAUUAUAACCAUGCACUAAAAUCAAUUUAUAUUGUAUCAAAUGCUGAAAAUUGUAAUUUCAAAGAAAUUAUGUUUCCCAUGCAAAGUUAUUGAUAAUUUUAUUUGGUUUCUCUUUUUGUCUUGGUUAUCAAAACUCAUUGGGAGCUUGUGACUAGAUGGAAAAAAAUGUAUCUUUGUGAUGGGACUUUUGCCUGACUUUUGAACUAGUGAUAAGAAAAUUAUAUAGAUAAAAAAAAUGUAUCUUUGUGAUGGUACUUUUGCCUGACUUUUGAUAGUUGGUCUUGUUGAAACUUAACCUAUUUAUAUAAUGCAGCAUUAAACAACAAUCAAUCAAUUAAUCUUCAUUCCCAAAGUUAUUACUGUGACUUGACUGAAAGUGUUUUGCAGUUCUUCAAAAUUGGGACUCAAUUGGAAUUUGUUUUAUCAAACCAAACUUGAUAUUUUGACAUAAUUAAGAGCUUUAAAAAAAAAACACCUAAAAAUUUGAAGUCUGCUGUUAUUUUACUGUCAAAUAUUAUUUCAAAACUAGAUUGACAACUUUUAUAAUGAACUACAUUAAUUUGGGUUUAAUAUGAUAAUAUACUUUAAAAAUAAAUACCUAGAUAACCAGAAGAAUUUUUUUUUUAAUUGGGUACAGAUUUUAAUUUAGAUUAUACUUGCGUUACAUAUUAUGUUUAUAAUAGCUAUUAAAUUUUGUAUUCAUUUACAAAGAAUAUAAGUAUUAGAUGGAGCUAUGAAAAUGAUGAUAAGUUCAGUUUCUAUAUAUGGAAUUUCAAAUUAAGUAUAAAAGUUUAAAAAAAAAUAAAUGAAUAUCUUGUUAAUAAUAAAUAUAUCUUUGUUACCCGUUUUUUAUGCCCCACCUUGGGGCAUUAUGUUUUUUCGUUCUGUGCGUCCGUUUGUCCGUCCAUUCGUCCGUCUGUCCCACUUCAGGUUAAAGUUUUUGGUCUAGGUAGUUUUUGAUGAAGUUGAAGUCCAAUCAACUUGAAACUUAGUACACAUGUUCCCUGUGAUAUGAUCUUUCUAAUUUUAAUGCCAAAUUAGAGUUUUAAAGGCCAAUUUCACGGUCCGUCUUGUUUUUUCCAAAGUUAAGGAUAUGAUAUCAUUUUCUUUUUCUUUUAAUGAUAUGCCAUUAUGUAUGUAGUUCAUUGUCUAAAUGUUUAAAAAUACACUUCUGUUUUUCUGCUUUUCCUUGUCAUCUGUCAAACAAAUUUUUUUUUCAAAGUAUGACCUUAUUGUCUUUGGUUACAUUUUAUACCAAAGUUCAUGCCUUGGGUAUUAUAAAAAAAAAUGAAAUGGAAGAUAAUCCAAACUUAAGAAAGGGGUGUGAUAUAGUGGGUAUAUCAGAAUUUAAGAUAUAGACCUGUCAUUGUGACUAUAUUUUAUGUUCAUAUUUUGUUUAUAGUUCAAUUAUGGUGUUCUUAAUGAUUUACUGUAUGUAAAGUGUGUGAAGAUGCAUCUAUAGCAAUGUUUCACCAUAUUGUAUUGUAUCAAAACUGGAAUAUUUCAAACUUUGUAAUAAUAAAUUUCCAAUAAUAUUAAUGUUGUAAUUCAAUAAUUAUUACACUUAUUCAGUUUAUAAGUGACAUUUAUUUUGUAUUGACUACUCAUCAUUGUCUCGUACACAGUAUUAUAUUAGAGUACAUUGCUUAGUUGCACCAUGUGUCCAAAGUAUUGUGAAAGUUUCUGACUGAAUAUAUUUACCGGUACUUGAAAGUGUUUAAAGUUAAGUUUGCUAGGUGGGCCAUAAAUGCAAAAUUUCCUUUAUCUUUUGCUUACUGAAUAAACAAAAGUUAUAACUAGCUAAUCAAUGGUUAAGAAAAGAUUGACUGAAGAACCAGUUUGACCAAUUUGUUUCUAUAUUUACAAUAGCUCAAUAAAAAAUUCAUGAUUCACCUUACAGACAAGCUGACUUAACUUUUCUUCACAAAGUACCCACUCAAAUGGUUAAGAUGUAAACUGACUAAACUUAGUUAUUGUUAUAGUAACAGAGACUGUACUGUUGUGUAGUUUUUAACGUGGUGCUUUUAUAAUUUUUGUUAUGCUUUUAUAGAUCUUGGUUUAUGAUUAUUAUAAUUUAACAGGGUAAUUAUUAUGUCUUAUGUAUUAUCAGGAGUAUGUAGGUUUUGUUCCAUAGAAAAUAUAAUUUGUGAUAUGUUUGUUGUGUGAAUAAAAGAUAUAAUAAUUAAUGCCAAGAAAUUCUGUCCUGGUGAAGUUUCUCAUUUGAUAGUUCUUCUAACAAUGAAUCCUUUUAGAACCAAAUAACAGAUGGCACAAACUUUUUUUUUCUUAACGUUGUAUCUAUGCUUUUAAUUGAACUGCUUGGCCAACUUUUUGUAAAGUCAAGUUUGUGUUACAGAAAACUAAUUUUUGAAAUCUUAAGUAAUAAAAAAAUCACAUACUCUGAAUUUAUUUAAUAUGAAGUGCUUUUCUAGGCUAAAUUUUACAGGUAUCAGAGACACUCAAAGCUAAAAGUUAAAAAAACAAAUGACCUUUAAAGUUGGCAAAACUGGCUUAGCUCAUCUUUAAAAUAACCCAAAUCUGAGGUUCAAGUUGACCUAAGACCAAGUUGGCUGUCCUGCAUAUGACUGAUUAGGUUUUGUUGCACUUAAAUCACUGUGAUGUAGCCUUUUUAUGCUGAUGUGGUGUAAGGCAAUCACCAAUCAUCAUCUUAAAUGUUUAUUUAAUUGACUUCAUUCAUUCAAGUUUUGUUUUGGAGAAUACCUGACAAAAUUUUUCUGGAAACAUAUGUUGUUAUCUCUGUAUUAAUCAGAUUUAAAGAUUAUUUAGAUAACCUUUUUUCUUUUCAUUAUUUUAUCCAAAAUUUAUUAAUUUUUUGUCAUUCUGCAGACUAAAAAAACAGCUAGUUUUAGAUUUAGUUUUUUUUUUUUCAUUUGAACUUAUUGGGAAUAAUGUACUAAAAUCAUCUUUUAACACCAUGACGAGCUAUUAAAGUCAUAUGAAACUUCAAAUUUAAAAGAAAAGUUGAAUAUGUUUUAUAUACUUGUAUGGCUAAGUUUUACUAUAAAACAAGUGUUUGUGAACCUUCUUGUAAAAAAAAAUCCUUUAUAUUAUCAAAAUCUGCAUAAAUGUACUGCUAUUGAAUUAUUGUUUUCCCGCACUAAAAUUCAUCGACUUUUCCAGUAUGCAGUGACCUUUACUAUGAGACCUCUGGUUAGAAUUAGGAUGGCCCAAGUGCAAGAGGGGAAAACCGUUAUGAAAAAAUGUAGCGAAAGUACACUGGAAGGUAAAUAGUAAAAACUGUUUCUUAAAGAACAACUUAAAUAACCAAAUCAUUUAACAACUGUUAAGGAAAAGUUAGAUUAACAAAUGGGAAUGCAUGGAAAAAAUUAUCAUGGCUCUCACUUAUUUUUCAUGUGCUUGACAUGCUCUACUCUAUGUUGAUCGUUUAUUAAUGUCACAAUCCCGUAAACUUGGGCAACAAACUUAAGUAAGUUAAGUAGCUUACGAUCAACAAUCACUGAAUGAAAUAUUAUUUGUCGAUAAUACGCUAUAGAUUCAUAAUAAAUGGGGAAAAAAAUGUGCAUACAAGACUUAGUUUAGUAUUUAUGCAUGCAUUGGUUCAAUAGUUUCUAUAAAAUUAUAAUAACAAGAAACUUGUUUCAUAUGACUUUAAAUUUAACUUACUUUUGACAAUUCCAUUGGAGGUAUAUGUGCUGAUCAGUCAGCCUUUUUUGUAGGAUUGAUUGAUUGAUUACUGAUUUAACAUCACAUCAGUGUGAAAUGCCUAUAUUGCUACAAGAGCCCUUACUAAUAUUCAAGCACAAUUUUAAAAUCAGAAAAAAGAUCCAUCAUUUAAAACUGUUGUUUAGGAUGAUAUUAAGUAUAUAUAUAGAUAAAAUUCAUUUCUAAAAUCAGGUGCUAAAUCUAUAGAAAAAAUAUUUAGAUAUACAUUUAUAUUUGGCAUAUAUUCCAAUAUCUAUUAAAAAUUAUAUCCAAUUUUGAAUUGAAGCAUCCAAAACAAUGAAUAUAUAUAUAUAUAUAUAUAUAUAAAAUUCCUUUUGGAUAUCAAUAAAAUCUUUACAUGUAAAACAAAUAUGUUUAAUGGUAUACUUGCAAUUGCAAAGUAUACAUACCAGUUGCAGGUUAUUUUUAAAAAAGAUAUGUGUGUGUUAUUCUAGUAUUAUGUCCGAUUCAGCAACUAGAAAUAACACACUGCAUAACAUUGUUCUACUAACAUGUAAAAAACUGUUUUCUACUGUUUAUUAAAUCAUUCAAAGUUUUUUUUUGCAUGAUUGUUAUUUAUAUGUAGAAAGUUUACUUCAAUUAUGUUUGCCCUUGUAGAGUGAUUGCCACACUCUAUAAAUGCAUGAUGAAAAAAAACCUUUUAAAAAACUCAGUUUAAAAAAAUAAGUAUGUGACAUGUUGAAAGGCAAAAUUUCUACCCCUAUCUAAUAUACCAGUAUAAAUUUCCCGCCUUUAUUCAAAACUUUCAUAUUGUAUAUACAUGAAAUAUAUGGCACUGGACAUUAAGCAAUCAAAAAUCAACCAAUCAAUUAUUUUUCCAUAUAUCUAAAACAAUGUAUUUUGAGAGGUCUGAUGUAUUGUAUAUCACAAUCAGAAUCUUUUGAGGCAUUAUAUGUGGUCACUGUGCAUAAUAAUUAGCAUAAUAAAGUCUUGUUAGAAUCUAAAGCAAAACAAAUAUAUAUAUUUUAUAAUUUUUAGUAGAUUAAAUCAUUUUAAACUAGUUUUGAAAGCAAAUGAUUGAAAGAAUCGUUAAAGACAAAAAAAAUUGUUAACAAUAUAUUGAUUUGUUAUUGCUAUGUGAAAUUUAAUCGUCCAAAAUAUAUAACUGAUGUUAGCUUCAUUUUACUUUGCUUCCAUAUGCAUAAUAGCUGUAUUAUUUAGUUAUUUUUAAGUGCAAUUGAACUGUCUGAAUACUAUAUAGUUUGUGGUUUUUUUUUUUUUUUGCUUUCAUCUGUUGUAUUUUCUGUCAAUAUUGUUAUAUACAAUAGUUAUUUAUAAUGAGGGACAUACCCAUAUAAAUAAAGACUGUCCAAGCAUGGAGAUACCAGUUUUGUUUAGCCUUAAUCUCAGGCUUUAUCUUUCUGCAGUCUUUACAUACCAGUAGCUAGAAAUGACCAAUGGGUGUUUGCAUUUUAUUGAAGAUUCAGCUAAUUAAAAGUUUUUUACAUUCUUUUUUUGUUCUUUCAAUUAUAAAAGCCUCCAAAAAAGGGAAUUUGAUGCUUGACAGUAAAAACAUUACUAUCCUCAUUUAUGUAUGUACAAAAAGGUUUAUUAUCCAGAGAAGAUUGAGUUUAUAGGAAACAGAAAAAAACUCAGAUAUUACCUUAUUUCAUAUAUUAUUGCUUUUAUGCUUUUGGUGCUUUUUUUUAAUGACUGUGAUAUUAACUAACUGGUCUUCGUUGUCAGCAAUUUUUUUGUUGCAAAAGUAGUAUUUUUAAUUAUAUAUGUUGAUUUAAAUAUUGAAGUUCAUUUACAAGUUGUUGCUUCAAAUUAUUAUAUCCAUUGUUAUUUAUAUAUUUUGUAAUUUGAUUAAUCAAUGUUUAAGCUGUAUUGCUUCAAUAUUUCAUAUUUCUUGUUAUAAAAGCAUAUUAUGGAUCAUUAUGCGAGUGUUUAAAGAAUCCCAAACAAUUAGCACAGUUUUUUGGCAUUAUAUUGGAAUCAUAAGUAAAAAAUGUUAUACACAGUUUUUUUGGCAUUAUAUUGGAAUCAUAAGUAAAAAAUGUUAUACACAUUUUUCGUCUUGCCUUGACAGAGUCAAAAAGCGAGACAUAGGUAUGCUGUGUCCGGCGUUGUCAACAAUGUACUAGUAUGUGAUUAGGUCUAGUUUAUGGUGAACCACUAGUGUUAGGUCAAUGAUAUUUGGUAUGCAGUUGUAUUAGCAUUGGCACAUCUUAUUACCACGGAGAUUAUUUGGCCCCACCCCCUCAGUCAUGGUCUAUUGACUUUUAAACUUUGCUUAGUUUACAUGUAUUAGUUUGUGAUUAGGUCAGUUUAUGGGGAACCACUAGUGGUAGGUCAAUGAUAUUUGGUAUGCAGUUGUAUAAGCAUUGGCAUAUCUCAUUUCCAUGGAUAUUUUUUGGCCCCGCCCCCUCAGUCAUGGUCUAUUGCAUACCUGCCAACUUUUCAAAAUCUCCAUGGGGGAUUUUAAGCGCAAGAGAACAUAAUGCUCCUCUUAUAUUGUCAUAAGUGUUUUUAAUCUACUACUAUAUUGUUUGAAUGAAUAUGUAUGUGCUUAAAUACCCUUGUAAUUCAUUUGAAUGCCUGUUUUGAGAUGUUCAGUUUAUAUAAUAAAGAAUUUCAAAAUUCAGGUCAACACCUCUCAAGGGGGAUAUCCUGCAUAAAUCGGGAUAGUUGGCAGGUCUGCUAUUGACUUUGAAACUUUUGCUUAGUUUACAUGUAUUAGUUUGUGAUUAGGUCAGUUUAUGGGGAACCACUAGUGGUAGGUCAAUGAUAUUUGGUUUGCAGUUGUAUAAACAUUGGCAUAUCUCAUUUCCAUGGAGAUUAUUUGGCCCCUCCCCCUCAGUCAUGGUCUAUUAACUUUGAAACUUUUGCUUCGUUUACAUGUAUUAGUUUGUGAUUAGGUCAGUUUAAGAUGAACCACUAAUGUUAAGUCAAUGAUAUUUGGUAUGCAAAUGUAUUGGCAUUUGCAAGUUUCAUUUCCAUGGAGAUUAUAUAACCCCCACACCCUCAUUAUGGUUCAUUGACUUUGAAACUUUUACGUUUACAAGUUAAUGUUUGUGUUGUUUAAAGGGAACGACUUUUGAGGUUUCAGUGGUAUUUGGUAUACAGUUGUAUUAGUAUUGGCACAUCUCAUUUCCAUGGAGAUUGUUUAGCCCUGUACCUUCAGUCAUGGUUCAUUGACUUUGAAUAUUUGCAUAACUUACAUAUUAAAAAAGUAUUGCUAUUUUAAUUUCAACAUUUGCAUUAUCAAAAUAACAAAUAGGCGAGACAUAUCUCUGUGUUAACAGGUUUAUUUACAUGUUCAUUUUGCCUUUCACUCACAGAGUUAACAGAAAGUUCGGUUUGUGAAUGAGUGGGUCAUGUUUAUGCAUCAAUAAACUCCUUCAGAUCAUCCAUUGUUACUGUAAGAACAACGUGAACAUGCAUGAAAUAUUUGGCACUGGACAUUAAGCAACCAACAAUCAAUCAAUGUAAUGACAACAGUUUGAGGAAAGCAUGGAUAAAUGUUUAAAUUCAAGACAAUCUUUCACAAUAUUUACGGUGACAGUGUAGUCAUUUGUAACCUAAUUAACCUUAUUAUGAUUGUACUGAUAAUGAUAAUGCUGAACCAUAUGUUUGAUCUCCUAGCUUGUAAAGAAAUGGUCAACAGGAAGACAUUUCACCUCACAUGGACACACAACCUAGAGUUGACCCAUUUUAGUUCUAAAUAAUGCAUGCUUAUCAAUGAAGCAGCAAAUACCAAUUUCAAUGUUGCUUUAAUUCAGCAUUUGAUCAAACCCACAAAUCGCUAGUAUUUAAAGAAUGCAUUCUACAGCUAGACACUAGAAGCAUUUUGGCAUUGUUUGAAAGGUCUGCUUCCUCAAAUUUUGUAAUUUGUUAAUAGAGCCAAGAACAUCAAAUCUGUUUAUAAAAUCUAAAUCUUCUCAACACACAUGUUUUUUUCUGUUUGUUCUUGCAUUAUGUUACCCAGAUCUCUUGUAAUGUUAUAUCAUAUUAUUGCCAUUGUAUAUUGUUAUAGCAGCCUGUAUGUAAUAAAGCAUUUAAAUACUG